CAAACAGCGCGCCAACGUUGAAUCCGUUAAGUAUGUCGAUAUAUCUGAAAGCGUACCAUAUGUCGAUUUAUCUGAAAAAAACGUUUUUCGUUUUGCUGCUGACUUGUACAUGAUAACGCGAAUGAUUCAUGUUAGAGGAGUCGCUUGUUACCGUUUGAGAGAUAAUUCCUUCCACUUGACGAUUCGUGCCGAGCCUCGACAGAGGACGUACCCGCGAAACGUUACCUUCUUCCCGAGAUCUAAUAUUUCCUGAUUUGUCAGCAAGUUAGAAAAGUCCGUAAAUAGAAUGAAGUCGUUUGUCGCCUGUUUCGUCAUGUGCUUCAUCAACAUCAUCAACGUGGCUGCGAUUGAAGACAGUUGCCACUGGCACAAGUUGGCAAACAAAGAACUGGAAGAAUCUCUUUUGUAUCAGUGGAAUGUAAAAAAAGCGAAAAAUGUGAUUCUCUUUAUUGGGGAUGGGAUGAGCCCAGACACCAUAACGGCUAGCAGAAUUUAUCAUGGCGGCGAGACCAGUCGACUCGCCUGGGAGCAUUUUCCCCAUAUCGGGAUAUUGAAGACUUACAACACGGAUAAGCAAGUGCCGGACUCGGCCUCUACCGCCACUGCUCUUUUCGGGGGUGUCAAAACGAAUUGCAAGGUCAUAGGGGUGGACGCAAAUGUGCAGUUGGGAGAUUGCGAGGCCAGUUUGAACAGGAGUAAUCACGUGGAUUCGUUCAUAACUUGGGCUCAAGCAGCUGGCAAAGCUACAGGCUUCGUGACGACCACUAGAGUGACUCACGCGACUCCGGCACCACUUUACGCACACUGUGCGAAUCGCAAAUGGGAAUGCGAGGCCAAUAUGCCUUCAAGCGCUGCUGAUUGCAAAGAUAUCGCCAGACAGUUAGUGGAGGAUGAACCCGGGAAAAAUAUUCGUGUGAUUAUGGGUGGUGGCAGACAGACAAUGAAGUCGAAUGUGAGCGCGAGCGAAUUCGACCCGUUGGACACGUGGGCCUGCUACAGGCAAGACGGCCGUGAUCUCAUCAAUGACUGGAUAAGAGAUAAGUGCAAAAGGAACUUGGCGCACAGAGUGGUACAAAAUAACGAAGAAUUGUCUAGCGUCGAUGUCGAUAACGUGGAUUAUCUGCUCGGUAUUUUCGCCAACGGCCACCUUGAGAUGGAUUGGAAACGAGAGCGUGGUCCGAAAGGACAGCCGAGCCUGGAAGAGAUGACCGUGACGGCUCUUCGAAUUUUACAGAAGUCCAAACAGGGAUAUCUCCUAAUGGUGGAGGGCGGCCUAAUUGACUUUGCUCAUCAUCGAGGACACGCGGCCCAAGCUUUGCUGGAAACUGUCCGUUUCUCCGACGCCGUGAACGCGACUCUCGCGAUGAUUGACAUCAACGACACCCUUGUGAUAGUCACCAGCGAUCACACGCACUCGAUGAGCUUCAACGGAUACAGUGAUCGCGGUUCAUCCAUCCUAGGAAUCGCCCAGAAAUCUAAAUACGACGGGACGCCCUACACGACGUUGUCCUACAGUACGGGUGGGCCGAACAACGUCGCUUACACUGUAUACAACAACAGUCAGGCUGUGAGGAUCGAUCCCUCUAAAUCGAACACCAGCGAUUUCAACUACAGCCAGCAGGCAACCAUCAUAUCGAACGAAGCUUAUCAUGGCGGUGGAGAUGUAGCCGCGUACGCUAUAGGCCCGCACGCGCAUCUCCUUCACAGUGUUCACGAGCAGAACUACGUGGCGCACGUAAUCGCGUAUGCCAUGAGCAUCGGCGAGUACGCCAACAGCGCGGGAAUAUCACGCCACGUUUUAAACAUGAUCGUCUUACACGGCACUAUGAUCGCGCUGAUUUUAAUCGCGUACAAAUAACCCGUUGGCACCCAUAAAUCUACUAUCGAUCUUAUUUGUGGUGGCAGGAAAUAAUAUCCAUGAUCAACAA
Messenger RNA from Ooceraea biroi (clonal raider ant), 1928 nucleotides. RefSeq names its product alkaline phosphatase. The record is from RefSeq and is a predicted model, not a curated record. Gene Ontology annotation, molecular function: alkaline phosphatase activity. Gene Ontology annotation, biological process: dephosphorylation. Lineage: Eukaryota; Metazoa; Arthropoda; Insecta; Hymenoptera; Formicidae.